Molecule: messenger RNA, 3138 nt
Organism: Chinchilla lanigera (long-tailed chinchilla)
Lineage: Eukaryota; Metazoa; Chordata; Mammalia; Rodentia; Chinchillidae
Gene: Pcsk9
Product: proprotein convertase subtilisin/kexin type 9
Exons: 12
Coding region: 214-2286 (690 amino acids)
Biological process (GO): proteolysis
Molecular function (GO): serine-type endopeptidase activity
Source: RefSeq, a predicted model, not a curated record
UCCUCCCGUCCCGGGGCUCCGUUAAUGUUUAAUCAGAUAGGAUCGUCCGAUGGGGCUCCGGUGGCGUGAUCUCCCGGCCCCCGGGCGUCGAGCGCCCACACCCUAGAAGGCUCGGCGGGCGUCGAGGCCCGGACUCUCCCGCCGGACAGAGGCCCAGCUUCCAGCCGGGCGCGCCUGGUCCUCCGCCCGGGCCGGUCCCGCGCCGCCGCCGUGAUGCGCACCCGCGGGCCCGCGCCGCCCUGGUGCUCGCUGCUGCUGCUCCUGCUGCUGCUCCUGCUGCUGGGCCCCGCGAGGGCCGGCGCCCCGGAGGACGAGGACGGCGACUACGCGGAGCUGGCGCUCGCCUUCCAGUCGGAGGAGGAUGGCCUGCCCGACGCGGCCCCGCACGUGCCCGGCGCCACCUUCCACCGCUGCGCCAAGGCCGCAUGGAGGCUGCCGGGCACCUACAUGGUGGUGCUGAAGGAGGGGACCCACCACGAGCAGACCAAGCACACGGCCCGCCGCCUGCAGGCCAGGGCUGCCCGCCGGGGCUAUCUCACCACAGUCCUGCACCUUUUCCACCACCUGAUCCCUGGCUUCCUGGUGAAGAUGAGCGCAGACCUGCUGGAGCUGGCCCUGCGGCUGCCACACGUCGAGUACAUCGAGGAAGACUCCUCCGUCUUCGCGCAGAAGGUCCCGUGGAACCUGGAGCGGAUCCUCCCUGUGCGGUACCAGGCGGAGGAGUACAGCGCCCCCAGUGGAGGCGGCCCGGUGGAGGUGUACCUCUUAGAUACCAGCGUCCAGAGCGGCCACCGGGAAAUCCAGGGCAGGAUCACAGUCACCGACUUUGAGAGUGUGCCUGAGGAGGACGGGACACGCUUCCACAGACAGGCAAGCAAGUGUGACAGUCACGGCACCCACCUGGCCGGCGUGGUCGGCGGUCGGGAUGCGGGUGUGGCCAAGGGCGCCAGCCUGCGCAGCCUGCGUGUGCUCAACUGCCAAGGGAAGGGCACAGUCAGCAGCACCCUCAUAGGCCUGGAGUUCAUUCAGAAAAGCCAGCUGGCCCAGCCCGUGGGGCCACUGGUGGUGCUGCUGCCCCUGGCCGGUGGGUACAGCCGCACCCUCAAUGCUGCCUGCCACCACCUGGUGAGGGUGGGGGUGGUGCUGGUUGCCGCAGCCGGCAACUUCCGGGACGACGCCUGCCUCUACUCGCCAGCCUCGGCUCCUGAGGUCAUCACAGUUGGGGCCACCAAUGCCCAGGACCAGCCCGUGACCCUAGGGACUUUGGGGACCAACUUUGGCCGCUGUGUGGACCUCUUUGCCCCGGGGGAGGAUAUUAUUGGUGCCUCCAGUGAUUGCAGCACCUGCUUUGUGUCACAGAGUGGGACGUCGCAGGCCGCUGCCCAUGUGGCAGGCAUUGUGGCCAUGAUGCUGACGGCCGAGCCGGACCUCACGCUGGCUGAGCUGCGGCAGAGACUGAUCCACUUCUCUGCCAAAGAUGUCAUCAAUGAGUCCUGGUUCCCUGAGGACCAGCGAGUGCUGACACCCAACCUGGUAGCCAGGCUGCCCCCCAGCACCCACGGAGCAGGGAGACGGCUGCUCUGCAGGACAGUGUGGUCAGCACAUUCGGGGCCCACACGCACGGCCACUGCCCUGGCCCACUGCGCCCCCGGUGAGGAGCUGCUGAGCUGCUCCAGUUUCUCCCGGAGCGGGAAGCGGCGGGGCGAACGCAUCGAGGCCCUCAGGGGCAGGCGAGUGUGCUUGGCCCACAACGCGUUUGGGGGUGAGGGCGUCUAUGCUGUCGCCAGGUGCUGCCUGCUGCCCCAGGCCAACUGCAGCAUUCAUACCGCUCCAGCCGGGGCUGGAAUGGAGCCCCGCGUUCACUGCCACCAGCAGGACGAGGUCCUCACAGGCUGCAGCACCCACUGGGAGGCUGAGGAUUUUGGCGCCCACAGGUGGCCUGUGCCAAGGCCAGGUGGGCCUGGCCAAUGUGUGGGCCACAAGGAGGCCAGCAUACAUGCGUCCUGCUGCCAGGCCCCGGGCCUGGAGUGCAGAGUCAGGGAGCACGGGGUCCCGUGGCCUGUGGAGCAGGUCACGGUGGCCUGUGAAGAUGGCUGGACCCUGACGGGCUGCAGCGCCCUCCCUGGGACCGCCUUGGUCCUUGGGGCCUACGCCGUGGACAACACGUGUGUGGUGAGGAGCCGUGACGUCAAGGUGGCAGGCAGGACCAGCGAGGAGGCCGUGGCAGCUGCUGCCAUCUGCUGCCGGAGCUGGGCCUCGGAGCAGGCCUUCUGGGAGCACCAGUGACAGCCCGGUUGGGAUGGGGGCCUGUGUAGGGCCAGGGUCUGGGCCUGCAGGGACAGACUCCUUGCCUGGGAGGACUUCGGUCUCACACCGUGACGGGCUGCAGCUUGGUGCUACCCUCACACCCCCACCUCCACCUCCACAGCACAGCAAGGAAGCUGGGCUCUGCCUGCCAGCAGCCGAGGUGCCGCCCACGGCAGAUGACGUGCCUGUGUCUGAGCUCUUGCCCUGUGCCAGGCACUGGGUCAGUCUCCCCAGAGGAGGGAGGAUGUGGGGUACGGAAGGAGCUGAGUGUCAGGCUGGGGAUGGGAGGGUGAGGGAGCUGGUGGCCUUCCACUGGCCUGCCCACUUUGGAGAAGCCCCUUUGGGAUCCUUGGUUAAUGGGGGAUCUGUUUUCCAUACCCCUGGGGUAAGGGCAGGGAUGAGAUCCUUGCCUGUUUCUCCCAGCUGCCCUCACUCUGCUCCCCGUCAGUAGCACUGGCACCCUGCUUUAUGGAGGAAGAUACAGGGGCUAGAGAGGGGCAGUGCCCCCCGCACAUGCCAUGGAAAGGGGGACAGGCUGGGACGAGACCCGGAGUGGCCUGGUGAGAAGCCAAGCCUCCACUGUGCCAGGCUGGGCACUGGCCCGCAGGUCGCAUGGGACCCAGCUUGCUCUUGAUGGCCCGGUGGGCCGCAGAAGGGGGUGACUGUCUCCCCAACACAAGUAUGUGUCUCCCCUAGGUCUCCUCUCUGCUGCCUUUUUAUACCAAGAAGCUUUUCCCAGACCUGUUUGGCUUUUGUAACUUGGUAUUUAUUCUGGGUUUUGUAGUGUUUUUAUGAUGUGACUUUUUAAAAUAAAAGUAACUUUGUCAUGAC